ACCCAGGCCAAGGUGAGAGCUUCUCUGCAGGGCAGGAGUAGGAAGUGGGACGUCGUCGAGGGACGGCACUUCUCUGCUCCUUGGAUCCCUGGGCUCCGGCCGCCUUGGGCCUCCUCCUAGUGCCUCCUUCUUUGCUGCCAAGUCCCCAGGGAUGGGCUGGGGCCCUGGGGUUGAGCUGCCCGUGGUGGCAUGUGGGGGGUGAAGGAAGCCCCUGUCCUGCGAUGGGGGCGGGACUCUCCACUGGGGCCAUCAUCGCCAUCUCCUUCAAUGGGCUGGUUGCCCUCUUGCUUCUGCUGCUCUGUACCAUUGUGUGCCGGGCCUGCCUGGCACACCCCAUGUGUACCUGCACUAAGAAGUCACCCACAACCCAGGAACCGCAGCAGGCCCUGCAGCCCCAGGAGCCCCAGCAAUCCCAGCAGCCCCAGGAGCCCCAGCAGUCCCAGCAGCCCCAGGGGCCCCAGCAGUCCCAGGAGCCCCAGCCCAGGCAUGAGGGCAGCCAUCUCCUGCAGCCCUGACAUCCUGGGAUAGCCUAGCCUGUCCGAUGAGCCCCUAUGGAGGGAGGAUUCCGUGGACCUAGAAGGACAAGAGGAGAGGAGGGACCUCCCGUGAGCCAUGGGCUGACCCCCUGAGCGGUCCAGGACACCCCUGACUUCCUUCUUCCUGUGUCUGCCCCCCCAUGGGGCUGAUGCUUCCUGAGUGGAUUGCCCCCUCCUGGGUCGGGGCCCAAGGGAGCCUGUGAGUGAGCAAGAGGCAAAAGGUGGAAGGCACGGAGGGGUCUGGGGCCAGGCCGUCUACCCUUUGGGGCAGGAAGCACAGGCGGGCCAGACCAGAAGGAACUGGGCCCUGGGAAUGGGUGGGACUGGAGCCAAGUUAUUCCCUGUUGGGGAGAGUCGGAGCACUCUGGGUCCUGAGGCUGGUGGGGGCUCUUCUUCAGCCUCCUCAAGGGGGCCCCUGGCACUAGGGUUCAUGGGUCCGGGAGUCAUGCCAUCCCACCCCAGACCUGUUCAGUGGGGGGGCAGACCAGCCUGGGCAAAGCCAUUGCAAUAACCCAGGAGGGUACAUCUGUGCCCUCUCCCAGGGUCCCACUUCUUUUUUACUCGACAAUAAACUGCAUUGUGGUUCA
Messenger RNA from Monodelphis domestica (gray short-tailed opossum), 1123 nucleotides. RefSeq names its product energy homeostasis associated (gene ENHO). The record is from RefSeq and is a predicted model, not a curated record. NCBI's taxonomy places the organism in Eukaryota, Metazoa, Chordata, Mammalia, Didelphimorphia, Didelphidae.